Theobroma cacao (cacao) is the source of this 1616-nucleotide messenger RNA. It is a transcript of the gene AGAL1, whose product is annotated as alpha-galactosidase 1. Lineage: Eukaryota; Viridiplantae; Streptophyta; Magnoliopsida; Malvales; Malvaceae. Gene Ontology annotation, molecular function: hydrolase activity, hydrolyzing O-glycosyl compounds. The record is from RefSeq and is a predicted model, not a curated record. Gene Ontology annotation, biological process: carbohydrate metabolic process. Gene Ontology annotation, cellular component: plant-type cell wall.
CUGUUAUAAUACCACAGAUCACUCUGUGUGUUCUUUUUUUUUUUUGAGAAGAGUUUAAAGCUGCGGCGGAAAUGGGGAAGAGAUGCUGUGCCGUGGGGUUAGCAAUGAUAAUGGUGAUGGGGUUGGCGUCUUUGACGCUAGCAACCAGCAGGAGAAGUAUGCUGACCAAUGGUAUUGGAUUGACUCCUCCCAUGGGGUGGAAUAGCUGGAAUCACUUCUACUGCAAAAUUGACGAAAAAAUGAUCAGAAAAACUGCUGAUGCUCUAGUUUCAACUGGGCUUUCCAAGCUUGGAUAUGAAUAUGUUAAUAUAGAUGAUUGCUGGGGUGAAAUUUCUCGUGAUGAGAAGGGUAAUCUAGUGCCUAAGAAGUCAACCUUUCCAUCUGGGAUAAAAGCUCUAGCAGACUAUGUUCACAAAAAGGGUCUUAAGCUAGGGAUCUAUGCAGAUGCAGGGUAUUUUACUUGUAGUAAGACAAUGCCUGGUUCACUUGGUCAUGAAGAACAGGAUGCUAAAACGUUUGCUUCAUGGGGUAUUGAUUAUUUGAAGUAUGAUAACUGUCACAAUGGUGGCUUAAAGCCAAUUGAAAGAUACCCUGUCAUGACUCGUGCUUUGAGGAAGGCUGGCCGCCCCAUCUUCUUCUCUCUAUGUGAAUGGGGAGAUAUGCACCCUGCUGAAUGGGGUGCCCCUGUAGGAAAUAGCUGGAGGACAACUAAUGACAUAACAGAUACAUGGGAAAGUAUGAUCUCCAGAGCUGACCAAAAUGAAAUUUAUGCCGAAUAUGCAAGGCCUGGUGGUUGGAAUGAUCCUGACAUGCUUGAGGUGGGGAAUGGAGGGAUGACAAAAGAUGAAUAUAUAGUACAUUUCAGCUUGUGGGCAAUUUCCAAGGCUCCUCUUCUUCUUGGUUGUGACAUAAGGAACAUGACAAAAGAGACAAUAGAGAUUAUUUCAAAUAAAGAGGUCAUUGCUGUUAACCAAGAUCCAUAUGGUAUUCAAGCUAAGAAGGUUAGGAUGCAAGGUGAUGAAGAGACUUGGGCAGCACCUAUUUCUGGUGAUAGAGUAGCUGUGGUCAUACUCAACAAGGGUCCUAUUCGUACUUCUGUUACAGCUCGCUGGGAUGAUAUUGGACUAGCCUCCACAACUGUUGUUGAAGCAAGAGAUCUUUGGGAGCACAAAACACUGAAGACAAAAUUUGUGGGCAAUCUGACAGCGACUUUGAAAUCUCAUUCCUGCAAAAUGUAUGUGCUGAAGCCAAUUGCUUAAAAAAUCACUCUUACCAAACACCAGUUGCUUUGGAAUGUUUGUGAUGCUAGUAGUCUCUUCACUCUUACGUGUUUUAAGCUUUUAGCGAGUAGUCACCUGAUGUUGCAGUCAUCUAGAAUUUUGUAAUUUCUGACGUGACAUGGAAUUAGUUUUUCAUUUUCUUUUUUUUUUUUGUGGGGGGGAAGAUCAGUACAUGAAUUAGUUGUUAAUAACAUGGAGGAAGCAAAGCUUUCCUCUAUGAUAUUGCAGAUGCGUAAAAGUUGUUAUCAGGUUGCAAUUGAUGGUUGCGGUCUUGCAGACAUUCUUUUCAUAUGUACUUAUAUAUGAAAUAAACCAUAAGAUUAGACUUAGUUCUCA